CCUAAGUUGCAAAGAACUGGUGAUUUCUUCAGCAAAACAAGGAUGAAUCAGGAUGGCCUUUCUCCGCCCAUCGACCACGAUGGGGAUACAUUGAGCAACAGCAGUGACAGCAUGCAUAACUCCGACGUGUCGUCGGUUCUGGACAUUACCACGUCACCGCGAUACAGCCCCACGGGGUGUGGCAUAGCAUUGCGUAGGAAUGAAGACGAGGAACCCAGAGGAAGAAUCUCGACAGCGAGCAACGAGCCCACAAGUCCCGAUAGCCCGGGGAUGAGUUCCCGAAAUUACGAUUCGGAUUCAACCCAACCUUUCGUGCACCCGGGCCAGAUAUCACCGAUAGGAGACCACAGCGAGGAAGAGUACAACGAGGAAACCGCACUGAACUUAGGGCGACUGCCAAGGCUGAGGGUCGAAGACGACAUCGCACCUGUAACCGACUCGGCUCACUGGUGGGUAACCUCCUGGCUGCGCACCCAAAACCACCACUCCUUCGCACCAGGACUCUUGGAGAGUUGCGUUGAGGAGUUUCAAAGCACCGAAUGGACCGACUCGACAUCGUCUGACGGCGAUGGUCGCUUUGGCAUGGGAGGAUAUCGACCACCCCUAGCCGACGCUGUCAGGGCAGCGAGCGCUGCUUGGGACAUCUUCGAGAGCAGCGGCGAUAGAAACGCUCCCAACGAUGCCAUUCCCGACCGGAGCGACGAAACGCUCUCCUCGAUUGGUGAUACGGAUCAUUACGACCCGGUUCGCAGUCCAACUCCGCGAACACCCUGGUCACCAGGACACUUGGAUUGGUCUGUUGAGAUGGAUCAAGAUACCGGAAGGGCCGACUCGGCCGACGAUUCCUCGUUAGAAGGCGAUGGUCUCAGGGAGACCCAGUCCACUGGGUCGUUGCCCCCCUAG
This is a messenger RNA of Drosophila suzukii, 903 nucleotides long. RefSeq lists its product as uncharacterized. Lineage: Eukaryota; Metazoa; Arthropoda; Insecta; Diptera; Drosophilidae. The record is from RefSeq and is a predicted model, not a curated record.